AUGGUGCAGGAUGCUGAAUUCGCUUCUGAAAUCGGUCUACUGAAGAAGCCGAGGUGUAAGCCGCUGCCGAAGAAUAGCUCGCUGUACAAGCUUAGUCCGUACCUGGACGGUUAUGGAGUACUACGUAUGAGGGGCCGUAUAGACGCCUGCGAAGUUGUGGACGAGAGUACAAAGCACCCAAUACUGCUGCCCAAGCGUCACGCGGUAACGGACAUGAUAAUAGCCAGUGUUCAUCAGCGGUACUGCCACAUAAACCACCAGACUGCUCUCAACGACAUCCGGCGCAGAUUUUACGUGCCUCAACUCCGCUCUACGUACAAUCGUGUACGAAACCGAUGUCAGCUCUGCAAGAACCGCCAGGCGAAGCCAGCUGUACCGGAAAUGUCUGCUCUCCCACCUGCACGACUGAAAGCUUUCUGCCGCCCAUUCUCCUACAUCGGAAUCGACUACUUUGGCCCGAUGAACGUGGUCGUUGGCCGGAGGGCCGAGAAACGUUGGGGAGUCUUGAUAACCUGCCUCACAAAGAGGCGCCCUCUGGAGAUAGUCAGCGAUCGAGGCACUAACUUCAUCGGAGCCAGCCGGGAGCUGAAGGAAGCGCUGCAGCAAGUUAAUCAGGACAAGUUGAUGAAGCACUUCAUCACCACCGAUACCAAGUGGUCGUUCAACCCACCUGCUUCUCCACACUUCGGCGGAGCCUGGGAACGACUUGUCCAGACCGUGAAGAAGGCUCUCAAGCACACCCAACUCACACGCACACCCACAGACGAGAUACUCCGGAACAUGUUGACUGAAAUAGAGCUGAUCGUCAACUCACGCCCGUUAACCGAACUGCCCUUGGACGACGAGCAUACUCAGUCACUCACACCGAACCACUUUCUGCUCGGGUCAUCAGACGGUUCAAAGCCCCCGAUCGCGUUUGAUGACAGUAGCUACGCCCUCAAGCACACCUGGAAAACGUCUCAGGUUUAUGCCAACCGAUUCUGGCGACGCUGGGUAUCAGAGUACCUACCAACACUCACCCGAAGGACGAAAUGGUUUACCAGUGUCAAGCCCGUAGCAGAAGGGAACAUCGUCAUCAUCGUAGACGAGACAAUGCCGAGGAACUGCUGGCCGAAAGGCCGUGUGGUUCGUGCCAUCCGAUCGAAGGAUGGACAGGUUCGUCGAGCUCUGGUGAAGACAGCAACCGGACUCCUUGAGAGACCAGCCGCGAAGUUAGCAGUGUUGGACGUUGGAGCAAUCGUGAGUACAUCGGACCAGUAACUCCGAGUACUGGGGGGGAGUGUCGCAACAUUCGUUGCGCCGCACCACAUCCAAUCACCAUUAGAACCACACCUUACAUCACACUACAUUUAUUUACGCCGAAGCGCUGCUGCGCUCCUACAAUAACGCGCCGCUGCGCGUCAACAUCACUGUCAGAAUGACAGUAGGUAAGGAAGGUGGGGAAACGUCAACGAUUGAGGGAGAAGAAAUCGUGAUAUAGCAAAAGUGGUUGGCGAAUAUAAACAUAAAAUCUGAUUGAUUGUUCCAAUUUCUAACUAAAAUUAAAUUAGCUGCUAUUUGAAUCGUUAGUAGUGUUAGUAGAUUAGUAAAUCAUAGUAAAACAAAAACGUGAAUUAAAGUGGUUUAGCUAAAUAUUAGUACGUUUCUAUGCGAAGCUGUUAUCGGAAAUCAUAAAAGGGGCAUGCAAAACAGUUAAACAUAAGACAAACACGUUAAAAACAGGUAAAAUUAAUAUGCAUAUGCAUUAUUGUGAAUGGCAACAUAACCAAUAAUUGAACUUUCUAGCGUUUCCACCGCCACCGAUCAAUGAGAUUAAACGAAGAACACACUGAAACGAGACACUAAACGUAAGUCGACCUAAAUUUGCUACAAAUGUUACUGUUUAUAAGACAAUACUUUACUUCACAC
Molecule: messenger RNA, 1908 nt
Organism: Armigeres subalbatus
Lineage: Eukaryota; Metazoa; Arthropoda; Insecta; Diptera; Culicidae
Exons: 3
Coding region: 1-1260 (419 amino acids)
Molecular function (GO): nucleic acid binding
Source: RefSeq, a predicted model, not a curated record